AUGCUGCUCAAGCUCCUGCAGAGACAGACCUAUACCUGCCUGUCCCACAGGUAUGGGCUCUACGUGUGUUUCGUGGGCGUCGUUGUCACCAUCGUCUCCGCUUUCCAGUUCGGAGAGGUGGUUCUGGAAUGGAGCCGGGAUCAAUACCACGUUUUGUUUGACUCCUACAGAGACAAUAUUGCUGGAAAAUCCUUUCAGAAUCGGCUCUGUCUGCCCAUGCCCAUCGAUGUGGUUUACACCUGGGUGAAUGGCACCGAUCUUGAACUACUGAAGGAGCUACAGCAAGUCAGAGAACAGAUGGAGGAGGAGCAGAAAGCAAUGAGAGAAAUCCUGGGAAAGAACACAACAGAACCAACUAAGAAGAGUGAGAAGCAGCUGGAGUGCCUCCUCACGCACUGUGUCAGGGUGCCGAUGCUUGUCCUGGACCCGGCCCUGCCAGCCAAUGUCACCCUGAAGGACCUGCCUGCUCGCUACCCUGCUUUUCAUUCUGCCAGUGACAUAUUCAAUGUGGCAAAGCCAAAAAACCCUUCUACUAAUGUCUCAGUGGUUGUUUUUGACAGUACCAAGAAUGUUGAAGAUGCCCACGCUGCAGUGUCCAAAGGAAACAGCAAACAGACAGUUUGGAGGGGCUACUUGACAACAGAUAAAGAAGUCCCAGGAUUAGUGCUAAUGCAAGACUUGGCUUUCCUGAGUGGAUUUCCACCCACUUUCAAGGAAACAAAUCAACUGAAAACAAAAUUGCCAGAAAAUCUUUCUUCAAAAAUAAAACUGUUGCAGUUGUAUUCUGAAGCCAGUGUGGCACUUCUAAAAUUGAACAACCCCAAAGAUUUCCAGGAACUGAGUAAGCAGACUAAGAAGAACAUGACCAUCGAUGGGAAGGAGCUGACCAUCAGUCCUGCAUAUUUAUUAUGGGACCUGAGUGCCAUCAGCCAGUCGAAGCAGGAUGAAGACGUGUCUCCCAGCCGGUUUGAGGAUAACGAAGAGCUGCGGUACUCCCUGCGCUCCAUCGCGCGGCAUGCCCCGUGGGUCCGGAAUAUUUUCAUUGUCACCAACGGGCAGAUUCCAUCCUGGCUCAACCUGGACAAUCCCCGCGUGACCAUAGUGACACACCAGGAUAUCUUUCAAAAUUUGAGCCACUUACCUACCUUUAGUUCCCCUGCAAUCGAAAGUCACAUUCAUCGCAUCGAGGGGCUGUCUCAGAAAUUUAUUUACCUGAAUGAUGAUGUCAUGUUUGGGAAGGACGUCUGGCCAGAUGAUUUUUACAGUCAUUCCAAAGGUCAGAAGGUUUAUUUGACAUGGCCCGUGCCCAAUUGUGCCGAGGGCUGCCCCGGAUCCUGGAUUAAAGAUGGCUACUGUGACAAGGCUUGUAAUAACUCAGCCUGUGACUGGGAUGGUGGUGAUUGCUCAGGUAACAGUGGAGGGAGUCGCUACAUCGCAGGAGGUGUUGGGACUGGGAGCAUUGGAGUCGGGCAGCCCUGGCAAUUCGGUGGAGGAAUCAACAGUGUCUCUUACUGUAACCAAGGAUGUGCAAACUCCUGGCUCGCUGAUAAGUUCUGUGACCAAGCCUGCAAUGUCUUGUCCUGUGGGUUUGAUGCUGGUGACUGUGGGCAAGAUCAUUUUCAUGAGUUAUAUAAAGUAACUCUUCUCCCAAACCAGACUCACUAUGUUAUUCCAAAGGGUGAAUACCUACCUUAUUUCAGCUUUGCAGAAAUAGCCAAGAGAGGAGUCGAAGGUGCCUAUAGCGAUAAUCCAAUCAUUCGACACGCUUCUAUUGCCAAUAAAUGGAAAACCAUUCACCUCAUAAUGCACAGCGGGAUGAAUGCCACCACAAUACACUUUAACCUCACGCUUCAAAAGGCAAACAACGAAGAGUUCAAAAUCCAAAUAGUAGUGGAGGUGGACACAAGAGAGGAACUGAAACUGAAUUCUACGACCCAACAGUCUCCCCCGAGUUUGGGGAGCCCCACAACACCUCUUCCAGAGGUAGAAGUCCUGUUUGAGGAUAUUCCUGAAGAAAAACGCUUCCCAAAGGUUAGGAGACACAAUGUGAAUACGACUGGAAGGUUCCAGGAGGAGGUGAAAAUUCCCCUGGUAAACAUUUCCCUCCUUCCAAAGGAGGUCCAGUUGAGUCUCAAAAACUUGGACCUGCAGCUCCAGGCUGGGGACAUCACAGUAAAGGGGUACAAUGUGUCCAAGUCAGCCUUGCUGAGGGCUUUCUUGAUGACCUUACCAGAAGGUGAAGUGAAAAUCUAUCAAACUAUGGUAACAGGUCAAAGAAAUGGCAGUUUGGAGGCCCUGCUGGGAAACCAGGUUCACAAAAGCAGCUUGCCAAGCAGCCUAGGAACAUCGGAAAGAUCACAGAGGGCGACCUCCCUGGCAGCGGUUGGCCAGCACCGCAGUCAGAACCCACACCUGGGCGCUCAGACCCCAAAACUCAGAGGCACAAGUGUUCUAAGAGAGAAGCUCUCAACUCUCGUUGAUCCCCUAGAAAACCACAUACCGAGAGAAAAUAAAGUCACAGGGGAAACACAAGAGAAAAGCAGCAGGGAGGAGAAUGUUAGAAGUAACAUAGGUGUUAAUGAAGUGGUCCCUGGAAGAAAACUGCAACAUUAUGUGGAUGGCUACCUGGGCUUUUUGCCGUGGGAGAAAAGAAAGUAUUUCCAAGAUCUUCUUGACGAAGAAGAGUCACUGAAGACACAAUUGGCAUACUUUACUGAGAGCAAAUAUACUGGGAGGCAACUGAAAGACACGUUUGCAGAUUCCCUCCGAUAUGUCAAUAAGAUUCUAAACAGCAAAUUUGGAUUCACAUCGCGGAAAGUCCCUGCACACAUGCCUCACAUGAUCGACCGAAUAGUCAUGCAGGAGCUGCAGGAUAUGUUCCCCGAAGAAUUUGAUAAGACAUCGUUUCACAAAGUGCGCCAUUCCGAGGAUAUGCAGUUUGCCUUCUCUUAUUUCUACUAUCUCAUGAGUGCAGUUCAGCCACUGAACAUAUCUCAAGUUUUCGAUGAAGUUGAUACAGACCAAUCUGGUGUCUUAUCUGACAGAGAAAUCCGAACACUGGCAACCAGAAUUCAUGAUCUGCCUUUAAGUUUACAGGAUUUAACAGGUCUGGAACACAUGUUAAUAAAUUGCUCAAAAAUGCUUCCUGCUAAUAUCACUCAACUAAACAACAUUCCACCAACUCAGGAAGCAUACUAUGAUCCCAAUCUGCCACCAGUCACUAAAAGCCUCGUAACCAACUGUAAACCAGUCACUGAUAAAAUCCACAAAGCAUAUAAGGAUAAAAACAAAUACAGGUUUGAAAUCAUGGGAGAAGAAGAAAUUGCUUUUAAAAUGAUUCGAACCAACGUUUCUCAUGUGGUUGGCCAGCUGGAUGAUAUAAGAAAAAACCCCAGGAAGUUUGUUUGCCUGAAUGACAACAUUGAUCAUAAUCAUAAAGAUGCCCAGACAGUGAAAGCUGUUCUCAGGGACUUCUAUGAGUCCAUGUUCCCCAUACCAUCUCAGUUUGAGUUGCCAAGAGAGUAUCGAAACCGAUUCCUGCAUAUGCAUGAACUACAGGAAUGGAGGGCAUAUCGGGACAAACUGAAAUUUUGGACCCAUUGUGUACUAGCAACAUUGAUUAUGUUUACUAUUUUCUCAUUUUUUGCUGAGCAGUUAAUUGCACUUAAGCGGAAGCUAUUUCCCAGAAGGAGGAUACAGAUGGAAGCUAGUCCUGAUCGAAUCAGGGUAUAGAAGAUCUUCAUUUGAGAAUCAUCUACCUCAGCAUUCACUGAGCAUUUUAAAACUCAGCAUCACACGGAUAAUGUGAUGCUCAGCCAGCUUGGUCUGAAGAAGAGACAUCCAGUCCAGCGCUCGUAUUGGGCGUGAAUAUGGCACACUGAGCAGGAACUGUUUAGCCGACACACUGAAGACUUGUACGUUGAGCAGCUGUGAACUGGUUUUUCACUUAAAGCAUUUACUCAUGGGCCUGCCAUUCUUUUCAUGAAAAGACUCACCGCUGAGAGUGGCCGCUUUCGUCCCUUACCCCUACCGUUACCAGCUAACUUGAAUCUGCGAGGCCCAUGCCAACUUGGGAGUACUUGCUAAUGCCCUGGCUUUGCAUUCCCAGGCCCUCUGCUUGUUUUUACACUUGUUUUUCUUUUUCCCAUUUCUCAUUUUAAAAGUAGUUACUAAGUUAAUUGAAAAGAGUGAAUUGGGAUGUCUAAACAUAUUUUUAUCGCUGUUAUUUAGUAACACAGCAAUAUCUCUUAUUGGCCUUAUCUAAAUUAUGAAUCUUAUUAAUGUUUUAAACCACUUACAACAACUGACAAGCUCCAUGACUGACUUCUGAAGUACUACGCUGUGCUUGUUUACUUUCAGCCCUAAGGAUACUGUGAUUCCUGUGGAGGCCUCAUUAUAAAGGACUAGGGUUGAGUAGCGCAGCUGCUUUCCGGAUGUCACUAUGUUUUGGAACUGUACAUGUGCAAACAGAAGUGCCUCCCUUCAGAAAUGAGAGUGCUGGGGUACACUUACACUUACCAGUAUAGCCCGGUAAUGCUCUCUCCCCUCAGUUUCAUAGAAUGCACAGGGGUCAGCAAACUUUUUUUUCUGAAAAGAGCCACACAGUAAGUAUUCAGUAGCCCUUUAAAAAUGUUAAGACCGUGUUUAGCUGCAGCUGUAUGUACAAAGGCAGAAGUCUAGCUGGAUUUGGCCCACAGGCCAGUGUUUGCUGACCAUUGAGAGCGAGAGUUAAUAUUUUUAAGUAUCAGUAAGCCCUGAUGUUCAGCCAUAUUUUAUUUAUGUCAUACAGUAGAUUUCUGGAGACCGUAUUUCAUGAGUCCUUUCUGAAAGUAUUUUAGAGUAUAAUCUCAACAGUAUUCUUUCAAAAUGGCAUAAAUAUUUUGUAAAAACGGAACUUGUAAUGUAAAUACUAUAUUUGUGCUGUAAGAGUAAAUGUAUUUCAAAAACUUAAGUCUCAUAAAAACUUA
This is a messenger RNA of Condylura cristata (star-nosed mole), 4967 nucleotides long. RefSeq names its product N-acetylglucosamine-1-phosphate transferase, alpha and beta subunits (gene GNPTAB). Gene Ontology annotation, biological process: N-glycan processing to lysosome; carbohydrate phosphorylation. Gene Ontology annotation, molecular function: calcium ion binding; UDP-N-acetylglucosamine-lysosomal-enzyme N-acetylglucosaminephosphotransferase activity. The coding region runs from base 1 to 3732 and encodes 1243 amino acids. NCBI's taxonomy places the organism in Eukaryota, Metazoa, Chordata, Mammalia, Eulipotyphla, Talpidae. The record is from RefSeq and is a predicted model, not a curated record. The transcript has 21 exons. Gene Ontology annotation, cellular component: Golgi apparatus.